AUGGCGUCCGAAAUUCCCGAACGGCUAAUCAUCGGACCGAAGGAAGGUGUAACCUAUCCGCUAACGGUAGCGUACUGUGGCAACUGCUCCAUGCCGCUCGAGUACUGCGAGUACUACCCGGACUACGAAAAAUGCAAACAGUGGCUGGAAAAGCAUCUGCCGGAUGAGUUCGAGCGCAUGAAGAUGGGUGCGACGGGCGGCGGCGGCGGUGGCGAUAAGGGUGGCACCGGCGCAGGUGCCACCUCGAACGCUGCCGGUGAACCGGCCGGGGAUGGCGCGGACGACGCGAAGAAACCCCAGAAGCGCGGCGGCAAGGGCAUGAUGAAAACGAAAAAGGCGAAGGACGACGUGCCGAAGAAGAUAACGCUGUCCCGGUCGGCACGGGGCAAGCGGAAGUCCGUCACGGUGGUGACCGGUCUGGCGACGUUCGAUAUCGAUCUCAAGCUGGCGGCCAAGUUUUUCGGCACCAAGUUUGCGUGCGGCUCGUCCGUCACCGGGGACGACGAGAUCGUGAUUCAGGGCGACGUUAAGGACGAGCUGUUUGACAUCAUCCCGGAAAAGUGGCCCGAAAUUGAUGAGGAUUUCAUCGACGAUCUGGGCGAUCAGAAGCGUUAGGGUGGUGGUGUGCGCGCGGGGAGAGCGGCAAGGCUUUUAGGGAACAACUCGCCGCAACAAACAACAACAACAAACACUACUUGGCUGUUGCAGAUGGUGAUACUGUGGUUCGAGUCUUUCGCGCAGGAAGCUUACUGUACUGAGGGCAAAUUGCUGCUGUAAUUCGCUGCGUAGCAACGGAAAGGAACGGAACGGCGCGUAAAGUCAUUUAAAUGUAAAAUAAACACAGAGCCAUGUGCUUUUACAAUGGAAA
Molecule: messenger RNA, 868 nt
Organism: Anopheles gambiae (African malaria mosquito)
Lineage: Eukaryota; Metazoa; Arthropoda; Insecta; Diptera; Culicidae
Gene: DENR
Product: density-regulated protein homolog
Exons: 1
Coding region: 1-615 (204 amino acids)
Biological process (GO): formation of translation preinitiation complex; translation reinitiation
Molecular function (GO): mRNA binding; translation initiation factor activity
Source: RefSeq, a predicted model, not a curated record